Drosophila albomicans is the source of this 2842-nucleotide messenger RNA. It is a transcript of the gene Ekar, whose product is annotated as glutamate receptor ionotropic, kainate 2. Gene Ontology annotation, cellular component: postsynaptic membrane; plasma membrane. Gene Ontology annotation, biological process: monoatomic ion transport. Lineage: Eukaryota; Metazoa; Arthropoda; Insecta; Diptera; Drosophilidae. Gene Ontology annotation, molecular function: glutamate-gated receptor activity. The transcript is spliced from 13 exons. The record is from RefSeq and is a predicted model, not a curated record. Bases 83 to 2779 code for a protein of 898 amino acids.
UUCUUCGCGAACAGCAUUCAAGUAAAAGUAGAAUACUAGCCCAAAAAAUUGUUUAUAAACUCGGAAUCAUAAAAUUUAGAAAAUGGAACUAGUUAUAUUUAUAUUAACAUACCUUAAUAUGUUUAGUUUUAUAAUAACAGAACCAGUCAUUAAAGUCGGUGCAAUAUUUCCACAAGAGGCGGAGCAAAACUUCAACUAUCCGGAAAUGGUAUUCCAAUAUGCUGUGCAUAAGCUAAAUCUUGAUAAAAGUCUUUUGCCUGAUACUCAAGUCGUGCAUCACACACAAUAUAUCACGAAUGACAGUUUUCAGGCAGUACAAAAAGUGUGCAAUCUCAUCCAUAUUGGCGUUCAGGCGAUCUUUAGUCCGUCAAACUCGGCCUUGGCAGCCCAUAUCAAUUCUAUAUGUGCGGAGCUUGAUAUACCAGAUAUAGGAACAGGUCGGUCAACCCAAGAAUUUUCCAUCAAUGUACAUCCAUCAAAGCAAUAUGUAAAUUACGCUUUCAUCGAUGUUAUACAAUAUUUAAAUUGGACAAGGUUUGGAAUUUUAUAUGAAAAGAAUUACGGUAUAUUAGCAUUAAAUCAACUUUCGCGUUCAGUUCAAUCUGAACUGCACAUUCGACAAGUAUCGCCGACAUCGUAUUUUUCAGUUCUAAAGGAAUUUAAACAUAAGGAAAUACACAAUAUAAUUAUUGACACUAAUUCAGCUGAUAUUGCUAUAUUAUUGAAAAAUAUUCUUCAGCAACAAAUGAAUGAGUACAAAUAUCAAUACUUGUUUACAAGCUUCGAUUUGGAAACGUUUGACCUAGAAGAUUUUAAAUAUAACUUUGUAAAUAUCACAUCAUUUCGACUAGUCGAUAUGGGUGAUGUAGCGGUCAAGGAAAUUCUUAAGGACAUUGAUUUAUAUAAUCGAAGAAUAUUUAAGCAAAAUCAAACCGUUUUUAAACAACAAAAAUCUGCUGUCAUUGAGACAAAUGCAGCAUUAAUGUUCGACUCAGUUUAUGUGUUUGCCAUCGGCUUACAAUCAAUAUAUCCUUUGAUAAACCUAUCAAACUCAACUUGCGACGAUGAAGUACCGUGGAAUGGGGGUCUAAGCUUAAUAAAUUAUAUUAAUGCGGUUGAGUGGAAAGGAUUAACAGGUCCCAUACAAUUUAAGGAAGGACAACGAGUUCAAUUCAAAUUGGAUUUGAUCAAAUUAAAGCAACACUCCAUAGUUAAGGUUGGUGAAUGGACGCCCCAAAACCAUUUAAAUAUUACGGAACCAUCAUUAUUCUUCGACACUGGGUCAAUGAAUGUGACAUUAGUUGUUAUCACAAUACUGGAAACGCCUUACGUUAUGAUGCGUUACGGAAAAAACUUUACUGGCAAUGAACGUUUUUAUGGGUUUUGUGUUGAUAUUUUGGAAACAGUAGCACGUGAGGUGGGAUUCGACUACAUAUUGGACUUGGUGCCAGAUCGGAAGUACGGCGCUAAAGAUCCAGAAACUGGCCAGUGGAACGGCAUGGUCGCAGAGCUUAUGAAAUAUAAAGCUGACUUGGCUGUUGGCUCUAUGACUAUUACUUACGCAAGGGAAAGUGUAAUUGAUUUCACUAAGCCAUUUAUGAAUCUAGGUAUUAGCAUAUUAUUUAAGGUCCCAACAACGCAACCAAAUCGAUUAUUUUCAUUUUUGAAUCCAUUGGCUAUCGAAAUAUGGAUCUACGUGAUAGCAGCAUAUUUGCUUGUAUCGUUGACCAUAUAUAUUGUCGCAAAGCUUUCACCUAUGGAAUGGCAAUUUAUUAUUCCAUGUGAUUUAGAGAAUAUAACAAAACGCAAUCAGUUUUCGUUUUCGGAUAGUUUGUGGUUUACAAUUGGAACGUUGAUGCAACAAGGAUCCGAUAUCCAUCCAAAAGCGGUCUCUACUCGUAUUAUUACCAGUAUUUGGGGAUUUUUUUCAUUAAUUAUUGUUGCAUCGUACACUGCCAACUUAGCAGCAUUUUUAACUGUCGAACGAAUGAUGAAUCCUAUAGAAAAUGCUGAUGAUUUAGCAAGCCAAACCGAAAUAUCUUAUGGAACCUUAGAGAGUGGAUCAACAAUGACUUUUUUUCGGGAUUCGAUGAUUGAGACGUACAAAAAAAUGUGGCGAAUAAUGGAUAAUAAAAGGCAGUUGGCAUUUACAACAACUUAUGAAGAUGGCAUACGUCGAGUGAACCAAGGUAACUACGCAUUUUUAAUGGAAUCCACAAUGCUUGACUAUAUCGUUCAACGGGACUGUAAUUUGACACAAAUUGGCGGCUUAUUAGAUACGAAAGGAUAUGGAAUUGCUACACCAAAGGGUUCUCCCUGGCGGGACAAGAUAUCAUUGGCGAUUUUGGAGCUGCAGGAAAAGGGAGAUAUUCAAAUGUUAUACGACAAAUGGUGGAAAAAUACAGAUGAGACGUGCAAACGCAAAAGCAGUAAUAAACAUUCAAAAGCAAAUGCCUUAGGGCUUGAAAGUAUAGGUGGAGUCUUUGUUGUGCUUAUUGCUGGAAUACUGAUUGCCUUCAUAGUCGCAUUAUCCGAGUUUUUAAUAAACUUUCGUAAUCAAGAAAAUACAAAAAGAAAUCACCAAUGCAUCAGUAAUAAAAAUAAUUGCAAUACAAGCACCGCAUCAAUUGUUGGAGAUGCGCAGGACGAUUAUAGGCAACCACCACGAUCGUUAUGGGCAGAAGUUUUUGAGGAAUUACGCUUUGCUUUGUGGUGCACUAAUAAACGACAAAAACCACAGCUUAGAACGUGCUGCGAGAAAUGUCAAAUAAAUAAAUAAUUAAAAUAUAAAAACAAGUAUUCAAACUUAUAUUUGUUUAUGCAACCAAUUGGAGCUCAAUUA